This is a messenger RNA of Synchiropus splendidus (mandarinfish), 3848 nucleotides long. It is a transcript of the gene sema3e, whose product is annotated as sema domain, immunoglobulin domain (Ig), short basic domain, secreted, (semaphorin) 3E. The record is from RefSeq and is a predicted model, not a curated record. NCBI's taxonomy places the organism in Eukaryota, Metazoa, Chordata, Actinopteri, Syngnathiformes, Callionymidae. Bases 560 to 2917 code for a protein of 785 amino acids. Gene Ontology annotation, biological process: semaphorin-plexin signaling pathway; negative regulation of axon extension involved in axon guidance; positive regulation of cell migration. Gene Ontology annotation, molecular function: semaphorin receptor binding; chemorepellent activity. The transcript is spliced from 17 exons.
GUGGGGCUUCACUCUUCUCCAGCGCUCAGAGAGACCACACGCCAGACACGAGGCUUCCCACUCCUCCCCUCUCAUCCUCUGCUGCUCCCUGGGCUCCCUUCCAGAGAGCUUACUCGGACCCAGGAGGAGUAACUUAAAGCUCCGUGACACAGAAACUGAGUUUCUUCUUUUUAGUUUUAAUGCUACCCUUCUGAUGGAUGGAUUUUCUCCUGCACUUUAAAGCUGUAGAUGGAAACAAAGAAGACAUGUGGAUAGAUAUCAGUGCAGCGUGAGUGAGGCAACUGGACUCAUCUUCUCCUUGGUAACUCAGACCAAACAGUAAUAAUAACACCCGGAGCAACAUCCAGUUCACCAAGGCAGUGGGUGGAUGCGGCUUUUAGCUGCAGCUAUAGGAGAAAGAAGAACCUCCAUAUCAGCUGUCUUAAAGAACGUGGACCUUCACUUUCAAUCGCUGAGCAGGAGAGAAGCGCACGUCAGGAAGAGCUGCUCUUUUGCAACCGACUUUGAUGCUGGAGCUGCGAGUGCCUGCAGGGUUUCUGUCGAUGAAGUGUGGUAAAGAAUGAAGAUGGAGUGUAUCAGGACUGUGUUUCUGCUGUUGGGCUUACUGGGUCCAGGUAAUGCAGCGCUCAGCACUUAUCCACGGAUACAGCUCUCACACAAAGAGCUCGUUCAGCUGAACAGAACCUGGGUGUUCCAGGGCCUUGGAGUGUCUCUUCAGCCCCAGACUAUGCUUUUGGAUGAAGGCCACGAGAGACUCUAUGUGGGGGCCAAGAAUACUCUGUUCUCUCUCAGUCUGGAGCGGGUUAACACGCACCCCCGAGAAAUCCAGUGGGCAAGUACUGAAACUCAAAUCGAGGACUGCCUCAUGAAGGGGAGAGAAAAGCCGGAGUGCGCAAACUACAUCAAGGUCCUGCAGCCGUACAACCAGACCCAUUUACUGGUGUGUGGAACCGGGGCUUUUAACCCAAUCUGUGCGAUGGUCAGAGUGGGACUCCCAGGGCAGAAUCGUCUCUUUGCUCUUGAAGAGGCAAGUCUCACAAGUGGCAGAGGGCGCUGUCCGUACGACCCCAAGAGUCCGUGCACGUCCAUCCUGUCAGGUGGAGAGCUCUACAUUGGACUCUACACCGACUACUGGGAAAACGAUGGAGCCUUGUGUCGACUGAACAACAGGACCUACACUCGCACUGAGAGGGACGACAGGCAGCAGCUCAACGAACCUAAAUUUGUUGGCUCGGCUGUCAUACCUGACAAUGAGGACAGUGGCGAUGACAAAGUCUACUUCUUCUUCACUGAACGCGAGGUGGAUGCUGAGGGGAUAAACAAGGCGGUCUACACACGAGUUGGAAGAGUCUGCGCGAAUGACCAGGGAGGACAGAGGAUGCUGGUGAACAGAUGGAGCUCCUUCCUGAAGGCUCGACUAAUCUGCUCAGUGGCCGGAGCGAAUGGCAUCGAUACUCAUUUUGAUAAUCUCGUGGACGUUUUCGUGCUCAAGAACAAAGAUGGAAAAAACCCGGAAAUAUUCGGGCUCUUCAGCACCACCAGUGCAGUGUUCCAAGGCUACGCCGUCUGCGUUUAUCACAUGGACGACAUCAGAGCUGCCUUUAAUGGUCCUUUCGCCUACCGGGAGAGACCCGAGCAUCAUUGGACUCCCAACGAGGAUAGAGUCCCUUUCCCACGACCUGGAUCUUGUGCCAGUAAGGUGAACGGAGGAUUUUCCAGCUCCAAGGAGUUUCCCGAUGAGGUUCUGCGGUUUGUGCGUUCGCACCCGGUGAUGUAUCGUCCAGUUGUCCCUCAACAUGGCAGACCAAUUCUACUGCAGACAGAACCCAACAAGAGAAGGCUGACCCAGAUAGCAGUCGACCGGGUCCAAGCGCAAGACGGACACUACCAUGUUCUCUACAUUGGCACAGACGACUCAUCUGUGCUGAAAGUGAUCACAAUCUACAACAAAGAUGCCAACACCAUGGAGGAAGUGCUGCUGGAGGAGCUGCAAGUCUUUAAGGACCGCGCUGAAAUUCAAGAGCUCAUCAUCUCUCCUAAACGGCAACAGCUGUACGUGGGCUCAGAUGUGGGCGUGGCCCAGGUCAAGCUGCAUCAGUGUGACCUUUACGGGUCUGAGUGCGCAGACUGCUGCCUGGCCAGGGACCCCUACUGCGCCUGGGACGGCCUCACCUGCUCCAGAUACUACCCAGCAGGGGUCUACCUGAAGAGCCGACGAUUCAGGCGACAGGAUGUUCGCCAUGGCAACGCCGUCCAGCUGUGCAACGGACUGCAAAUUGAUGAUGAACAAUGGCAGAGAGGGGAAGAGAGACGAGUGUUCGCCGUGGAGAGCAACAGCACUUUACUCAAGUGUGUUCCCAGAUCACUUCAGGCCACGGUCCUGUGGUUUCUGCAGAGAGACGGGGAGACACAGGAGGUUCUUGAAGAUGAGCGGGUCACCAAGACCUCCCAUGGCCUGCUCCUGUUAGAUGUGAAGAGCAAUGAUGCCGGCGUGUACGUGUGCCAGACAGUGGAGCACGGAUAUGUUCACACAUUACUACGGAUCACUCUGCACGUGCUCAGAGCGGAGAAGGUGGAGUCAGUGAUUCACAUGGCCACUGAUGGGGAGGGAGGGAAAACUGGAGCUGCAUGUCAUUCCCAAGCUGGACCCCCGCCAAGACCCAGCAUUAGCCCGAGAUCUCUGCUGUCGUCCUCCGUCCCCGCCGCUCACUCCAGGCUGUGGUACAAGGACUUUCUGCAGCUCAUUGGCUACGGCGACGCACAGAGAGUGGAGGAGUACUGCGAAAGAGUGUGGUGCUCAGAUAAAAAGAGGAAAAAGGCAAAAAAGAAAUACGCCACGGCCGGUGGCGAGAAGAAGGGUAAAGGGAGAAAUGAGGAAAACUCCCAUCGAGCUCCUCGACACACCUUGGAUACCUGAAGAGACUGGUGCUUAAAUGUACAUACACACACUCAUAAACGCACACACCUGAACACACAUCCAUCGUCUAAAGGUCGGACUCUGUUUGCACUUGCUCAAGGUAACUACAGUAUGGCAGAAUAGAAGCCCAGAAAGAAUGACUGAUUAAGCGACACAGGCAUUGAUCUGAAGAGACAGAACACACAGAUCAGCGGCUGCACACUGACCCUGUUCAGUCGGCUGUCACUCCAACAACAUACACAGACUGCUCCACCACCUCACUGCUCCACCUCUUAUUACAAUAAAAAAAGACCUGAGAGGCACCAAAACUGACACUGUAUGUGGAUGAGGAAAAAAAAAAAAACAAAAAAAAAAAAAAACAGGGAAAUGGCUUUUUUCAUUUUUGCGGUACAAUGUUAAGUUAUUUUCAUUAUUCUACUUGGCUAUGUUGUUGUUUAGACGUCUUCAACUGGAAACCUUUUUGUCCGACGAAUGCUUUAAGUGUCACUGUAGUGGUGUGGUUGUGUACAUGGACCACUGUCGCCAUCAUGACAUUGCGAUGCCACUAAAUGUAUGACUUUAAAAUCUUAUUAAAGUAAGUACUAUUUAAGCACUUGUGAUAGAGUUCAAUAUAAGUUGCUGUUUGUCCAUACUUGUGAUCAAUUGUCUUGUACGGUGUGAUCUACAAUGAGAUCAGGCCAAGUGUUUGAUUGUGUAUUUUCAAAGUGUUCUGUACAAUGACCCCUGUCACACACUAUUACCUCUAAUAGUAUUGUACAAUAAACAACUCAAAAGAAGAACAAUAAAUGCUUGACUGACAGAUUGUGUGGGAGGUAAAAUUUAAGAAAUAGACAUUCCUUAAAUUCAGCCAGUUCAGGAUUUAUUUGAUCAAAUGUGAAACAGUUUUGUCAAACCAUUUUUCUCCGGUUGUCAUGCCCAGGUCUAAUCGAGA